Molecule: messenger RNA, 567 nt
Organism: Blumeria graminis f. sp. triticale
Lineage: Eukaryota; Fungi; Ascomycota; Leotiomycetes; Helotiales; Erysiphaceae
Source: the annotation of a GenBank genome assembly
AUGCGCUCUAUAGCUCCCAUCGGUCUCUUUCUUCUCAACUUUGUAUUUCCAGUUUCAACAACUUCAGAGGAAGAAAAGGUCUUUCAAUGUACAGACAAUGGAUCACGAGUAACUUUUGACUACAGUAAAUUCGAAUAUGUUCGCAGUGAGGCCUGCUCACAUAUCAACAUUUCCACACGAGGAGAUAAUUACCUGAACUCCGAAGAUCCAUCAAGCUAUACAUAUGAAUUUAGAAAUGAAUAUCUUACACAGCAUCUAGAUGAGCAUUACACAGACGAUUAUUUUUUCUUCUUCAAAAAUAAUCCAGAAAAGCUUACCUACAAUAAAAAUCUUCUGAAAAUGUUUAAAUUUUACAUUCGCGAAAUCUACCACGAAAAUGUCAAUUCCGAAUUAACUCCACAAGUAAAGAGAUAUUAUCUCGUCAUUGAUCAGAAGUGUAGUUCUGUUGCCGUUGUGAUGGUCUGGAAUUUUCUAAUUGCGAACCCUUCAAGAGUCCGGAAAUCAGAAGCCUUCUUUGAGCGACGCAAAUAUUGCCCUAUUCAACUACCAAUGUCAUAUUAUUCUUAA